Molecule: messenger RNA, 1171 nt
Organism: Pomacea canaliculata
Lineage: Eukaryota; Metazoa; Mollusca; Gastropoda; Architaenioglossa; Ampullariidae
Product: elongin-B-like
Exons: 4
Coding region: 153-542 (129 amino acids)
Biological process (GO): transcription elongation by RNA polymerase II
Cellular component (GO): VCB complex; elongin complex
Molecular function (GO): protein binding
Source: RefSeq, a predicted model, not a curated record
AGCAAUCCACCUAGAAAAGCCCAUGCGUGAAAGGCCAAGGUACUUUGGGUUUGAGCACGAACUAGUAUAGUCUCGCAUACCACGAGAAUUCACGAGUACUACAUACAAAGUGGUCCGUAAGCGAUAGCAACGUUGAAACGAAGAACAACGGAAUGGAUGUCUUUCUUAUGAUAAGACGCAAAAAAUCAACCAUCUUCACAGAUGCAAAGGAAUCAACACCACUAAUAGAGCUCAAGAGGAUAAUUGAGGGCAUUUUAAAAGUUCCCCCAGAUAAUCAACGUCUGUUUAAAGAUGACCAGGCCAUGACAGAUGAUAACAGGACUCUGGGGGACUACGGUUUCACAAGUGCUAUUGCACGUGCUCAGGCACCUGCCAGCAUUGGCCUAGUCUACAGGAAAGAGGGUGAGAUAGAAGCAGAUAAUCCGGAUGGAGAAUGGGAGCCCCUGGAAAUAUCCCCUUUGUCCAACCCUCCUGAACUGCCAGAUGUUAUGAAGCCGCAAGAUCCUACCACUUCACAUACAAGCGAGCAGCCAGCAGCAUGAAUUUAGAUGUUUUUUAGGUACACACUGUCAUUAUAGAACUGUUCUAUGUAUUUUUCCCUUACUCCAUCGCUUUGAAUUUCUGCCCGCCCAUUUUGUUUUUUUUCUCAGUUAAUUUGUGCUUAUUAAUGCAUGCUUUGAGGCUUCAAAGGAAGCAUUUUAAAUAUAUUUUAAUUUUAAUAUCUCCUGUUCCAACCUAACACUGGUUAUCUCUGUUCUGUAACUUUCUUGUUGCUAUUUGUGGAUAUUUUAUUAAAAAUGAGUCAAGUUAUAGUUAGGGAUUUCUCCUGUAGAUAUGCAUGAUAUACAUAGUCUUUUCUUUGUGAAACUGGACUUACUUUGUGUAAUACAAUAACCAGUUUAUGUAUUUCUUUUAAAUCAAUUUUAAGUCCUAUUUUGACAUAAGGACUCAGAGAAAUUAAGAAAUUUCCAUGCAACAGUCCUCUUUCUUCUCCCAUUUGCUUCAAUAUCAGAACAUGUUUAUCAGUAAACAGUUAUCUCACAUUCUUAUUACUUAUCUGCCGUAAAAGGUAGUGAUGUGUUUACCCUACUCGUUUGUAAAAAGAGAAAAAAAAUUGCACGGUCAUCAUCUGUUCAUGUUCAUUUCUCCUCAAUUACAUCAUGAAAUAAAU